AUGGCCCUAUAUUUGGAUCAUAUGAGAGAGCUGGAAAAUGAAUUCGACCAGUUCUCUAUUGGGCAGCGACCACGGCUGGAAAACAGACACGCAGAUGCUUUAGCAUAUCUUUCUUCCACAGUCGAAACUGAUACCACCCGCUUCGUUGUAGUGGAUUUCCAAGAGUUACAUAGCAUCUUCGACAUCCACUUUGUUCCGGCUCUCGAACACGCUAGUGGGGGCGAGAGGGAAACUAUAUCAGCACAGGGAGAUACCGAGAACGUUGACAGCAAUAUGGAUGUUGACCGUCCAGUGAUAGAUGAUUCAAGCAGUCCUGCUGAAAAUACUUCGGACUGGCGUCAACCUUAUGUUCGGUAUUUGACAACCAGUGAACUCUCAGAAGAUGAGCAUUUCGCUAAAAAAGUGAAGAAGAAUGCUUGGAGAUAUUCAAUGAUCGAGGGACAGUUGUACCGCAAACCUGUAGCUUUGGAGCCAUUUUUACGGUGCAUAUCAGCAGAAGAAGGGAAACAGAUAUUAGCGGAGGCUCAUGAAGGAAUAUGUGGCAACCAUUCUGGAGGGCGCAGUCUUACGCACAUGAUACUUGCCCAGGGAUACUUCUUUCCAUACAUGCAGAAAGAUGCUAAAGAAUACGCACAGAAAUGCGUGCCAUGCCAAGAGCACGCUUCAGUUCCCAAAAGGCCCGCCAACGAAUUGCAUCCAGUUUUUAGUCCCUGGCCAUUCUCUAUGUGGGGACUAGACAUCAUCGGACCACUUCCCAAAGCUCCUGGAGGCGUUGAAUUCGUACUAGCCGUUACUGAUUAUUUCACCAAAUGGGUCGAAGCAGUGGCACUGGUACCCGUUACCAGACAUGAUGUGAAAAGAGCAAUGGGCAGGUGGAAGCAACCAAUCGCGUUAUUAUGGACAAUCUCAAGAAAAGUCUGGAAAAGGCGAAGGGAAAUUGGACAGAAUAAAUCCCUGGAGUCUUAUGGUCCUAUUGAACAACCCCAAACUGGAUUUUCACAAUUUACACUGGCUUAUGGGACAGAGGAAGUCAUACCCACCGAGGUACAUCUCAAGACUACCAAAACUCGUGCUAUCAAAUCUGGGAAAAACGACAGCAUACUGGCUUUGGAUAAAGAGUUGCUAGAAGAAAAAAGAGAAACAGCCUUACAGCAGUUGGUCCGAUACCAACAGGCAAUCAAGCUGAGCUAUGAUCGUAAAGUCAGAGAGCGAUCAUUCAAACCAGGGGAAUAUGUCUUGAAGAAAACCCGAGCAGCCACAAUGGAACCAAACUGUGGGAAGCUCGGAGCAAACUGGUCCAUACAUAGUGGACAGGCCAACAUCUCGUGGAUCCUACUACUUGAGGAACCUCGAUGGUACUCAAGAUUCAAAACCGUGGAAUCCAUGGAAUUAUUUCCACUUGAAGAAGUUUUAUCAUUAGGUAAAUUCGCAUAG
Messenger RNA from Papaver somniferum (opium poppy), 1434 nucleotides. RefSeq lists its product as uncharacterized. Gene Ontology annotation, molecular function: nucleic acid binding. Lineage: Eukaryota; Viridiplantae; Streptophyta; Magnoliopsida; Ranunculales; Papaveraceae. The coding region runs from base 1 to 1434 and encodes 477 amino acids. The record is from RefSeq and is a predicted model, not a curated record. The transcript is spliced from 2 exons.